CCGCGGUAAGACACUAAAAGCGAAAAAGUUUCGCGAAAGCUUUUUAGUAACCGGCUUCUAGGACAGUUCAAACACAUAGUCUAAGUCUAGUUCCCAUUACUGAUCGUGUAGAUACCUAAAUAAAUAUAGAAACAAAUCUCGGAGUUAGAUGGAAUACCUGCUUGAGAGCGUAGAUGAGUGUGCAUUUGUGUUUCUGCGAUCGUAGUAGUGAUAUUGAAAGUUAAAUUCUCGAAGCAAUAUUUUCCUUCGUCCUCUACCGUGAUCUCAGCGACAAAAGAGAGAGGAAUCGUAUUAAAAUUGAAAUAAAUGAUGACUGCGGUUCAGUGCUAACAACUCCACAAUAAAAACAGAUCAAGGAUUUUGUACUACAGUUACCAAGUUAGUUGUGGGCAAACUUAAUUCGCGUGAGUGAACAACUAAAAACAAGUCAUCUACACGGAUAAGUAUUUUAAAGAUAACCGAUACAUUACAGCGGCAGUACAUGCGACGAAGCCCUGAACAAUGAGAUUGGUACGCGUUAAUAAUAUUGUGAUAGUGAUUCUUGUGUUGUCAAUAGUGCAUCAUGCGCAGUGCCGUAAUAACGACUUGAUUGAAAGUAAAAGUGAGAAACGACGCAAUACAGGCAGACUAAGAGCAAGAAAAUCUAGCGCAAGGAUUGUCGAGAAAACCAUCAAACAAGCCGAACAUUGCUGUUGGCCAUGGAGGAGAUUCCAUCGCGUGUGUCCAUAUGUGUAUAACCUUACCGAUGCAAAUAAUAAUACCCUAUCUGUAAUGAAAAGUGUGGCUCAAAUUGAUAUAGACGAGGUAAAAUCAAAGAAAAUCCGUACGAUUAAAAAAGGAAAAACACUCCUAAUCUGCCCACAAGAGAAACAGGUUCCAUUUCAACUAAUACCAACACUGUGUAGGCGAACCCGAGAUUGUAAAAAGACUGGCAAUAAUUCGAGAUGCUGUAACUUAUUCGGGAGUAAACGAUGUGUACCAGGCGUACUGAUGCCCAUUCAAGAACCAGUACAUGACCCUAUAUUUGGAAUACCAAGACGCUGUCCUGAGCAGCCAUUAACAGAAACAUUUUGGGAUAUUAAAACGUGUCAAACAGACAACGAUUGCUGGCCUCGUGUAUGCUGUCCCGAUGGCGAAAAAAAGUAUUGCCGAACAUCACAGCCUAUAUUUGAGAAGUCCGAGAAUCCUGCCAAACGAAAUAAUUCCAACUUUUUUACAGCAGUUGGAGCUGUAUCACAAUACUUGCAAUGUACUCCUCCUCCACCUGUGAUAUUUGACAUUCAUCCUAAGCCUUGUAACAGUACUUUGGAUUGUUUUCCUAACCUCUGUUGUCAAGAAUCUGGCAAACGGCACUGCAGACCUCCCAAACGGUCACUCUUAGCCUUCGUAACAGAACUAACGUCGCGUUUCAAUGUCGGUGCCUUGAAAGAUAUUGCUGAUAACUUAGUAAUAAGAAAAUAAUGAUUUCAAUGUGAAAUAAAGGAAAG
This is a messenger RNA of Ochlerotatus camptorhynchus, 1487 nucleotides long. RefSeq lists its product as uncharacterized. NCBI's taxonomy places the organism in Eukaryota, Metazoa, Arthropoda, Insecta, Diptera, Culicidae. The record is from RefSeq and is a predicted model, not a curated record. The coding region runs from base 502 to 1461 and encodes 319 amino acids. The transcript is spliced from 6 exons.